Mercenaria mercenaria is the source of this 1370-nucleotide messenger RNA. Its product is annotated as prion-like-(Q/N-rich) domain-bearing protein 25. The record is from RefSeq and is a predicted model, not a curated record. NCBI's taxonomy places the organism in Eukaryota, Metazoa, Mollusca, Bivalvia, Venerida, Veneridae. The coding region runs from base 1 to 813 and encodes 270 amino acids. The transcript is spliced from 6 exons.
AUGGCAAAAACAAGGGAAAAAAUCCAACAGGGAAAGCCACAUUCACAGAACGCAGCCAUCCAUACAGAUAAACGGUACAAUCGCUCUAUAAGUCCACUAAGGACAAGUCUUGAACCAGCUUCACCUAUUAUUUGCUCGUGUUAUGAAAUUGUACUGAAAGAGGCUGCAGAUUGGUUCACCAAUAUAUCUCUGAUUUUGAUAUUUCUGUUGGUGACGAUCCCCGGAUAUUGUGCAGCAGCAGUUGUAGAAACAGCAUGUCCAAAUGGUAACACUGACUGCAAAGCUGACAACUCGGAAUGUGAUUUAGCUGAUACGCCAAAGUGUAAAUGUUCAAACGGCUUCAAACAGAACCCUAAAGACGACACCAAGUGCAUUGCAGUUUUAACAGGUGCUUGUUCGACGAAUACAGAUUGCAUUGGAACUGUUACAAAUUCUGAAUGCUCUUCAUCAACAUGUUCCUGUGUAGCAGGUUACAAGGCUGAAAGCAAUUUAUGUAAAAAAGUUUUAACAGGUGCUUGUUCGACGGAUGCUGAUUGCACUGGAACUGUUACAAAUUCUGAAUGCUCUUCAUCAACAUGUUCCUGUGUGGCAGGUUACAAGGCCGAGAGCAAUCUAUGUGCAAAAGUUUUAUCAGGUACUUGCUCGACGAAUGCUGAUUGUUCUGGGACUGUUGCAAAUUCCGAAUGCAUCUCCUCUUCAUGUUCCUGUGUGGCAGGUUACAAGGCAGAGAACAACUUGUGUACCAAAGGUUGGAUGUGUCAUUUUCAUCAGGGAAGACGAACUUCACUCGUAUUCACACCUUGUUUCUUUUAAUAUUAACUGAUUUUAUUAAUAAAUAUGUUUAACUUAUGAAAUUACUCAAUGCAUUACACCAUAUUUAAAAAGGACAAAAGAUGCAAUAAAAUUGUAUAAAAUAGCGAUCAAAUGUUUCCUAAAUUUCUUUUAACAGUAUAGACCCAAAGAGCUAUAAAAAUAAAAUGAUCGGCAACUUGAAAGGCAUAUAGAGCAAAUCUCGCUAACAUCCCGUGACAACUGAAUGGGAUCUCGUUUACCGGAAGCGAUGCGUUCUCCACGCGCCAUUUUGUAUGCACAGUAAAUUAUUCAUUGGCAAAUUAAUUAUCACCGUAUGACUACGCUUUUUUUAUGGUAAUAAAACGUGUAUUUUGUGUCUUAAGAUUAUUUCACAUUAAACUAAGGUUGUUUUAGAAGUUAACAUGUAUUUUAAAUAUAGUUUUAAAGGUACAAAGUGUAACUCCAUGCUCGCCGAUGUUUGUUGUGACUAAGAUAACGCCGAUUCACGCUCUGACACGAGAUCACGCGAGAUUACAGCCAGUUGCCAUUCUGUGUAUUUUAUACUUCUUUGAUAGACC